This is a messenger RNA of Lemur catta (Ring-tailed lemur), 2419 nucleotides long. RefSeq names its product zinc finger protein 746 (gene ZNF746). The coding region runs from base 245 to 2200 and encodes 651 amino acids. Gene Ontology annotation, biological process: regulation of DNA-templated transcription. The record is from RefSeq and is a predicted model, not a curated record. Lineage: Eukaryota; Metazoa; Chordata; Mammalia; Primates; Lemuridae. The transcript has 7 exons.
UCGUCGGCCGGGCCGCGGCGCCGGCUCCCAGGAUGCAGUGUGGACCGGCCGGGCGCUGACGGCGGCGGCGCGUCUGCGGGCGGAGCGGCGGCAGGCCGGCCACCGAGGAGCGCGGCGGGGAAGGCAGGGCCGGGCCGGCGCCGCCUGCGGAGAGCACCGAGCGGCCGGGCCUGCGAGGGGCCGCGCGCGGCGGAGGCGGCGGCGGCGGCGACUUCCUCCGGGCCGGGCCGGACAGCGCAGGGCCAUGGCCGAGGCGGCCGCGGCUCCGAUUUCUCCGUGGACAAUGGCAGCUACGAUUCAGGCCAUGGAGAGGAAGAUUGAAUCGCAGGCUGCCCGCUUGCUUUCUCUAGAAGGUCGAACUGGGAUGGCUGAGAAGAAGCUGGCCGACUGCGAGAAGACGGCCGUGGAGUUCGGGAACCAGCUGGAGGGCAAGUGGGCCGUGCUGGGGACCCUACUGCAGGAGUACGGGCUGCUGCAGAGGCGGCUGGAGAACGUGGAGAACCUGCUGCGCAACAGAAACUUCUGGAUCCUGCGGCUGCCCCCAGGAAGCAAGGGGGAGGUCCCCAAGGUGCCCGUGACCUUUGAUGAUGUGGCCGUGUAUUUCUCCGAGCAGGAGUGGGGCAAGCUGGAGGACUGGCAGAAGGAGCUCUACAAGCACGUGAUGAGGGGCAACUACGAGACGCUGGUCUCCCUGGACUAUGCCAUCUCCAAGCCCGAGGUCCUCUCCCAGAUUGAACAAGGGAAGGAGCCGUGCAGCUGGCGUCGCACUGGCCCCAAGAUCCCAGAUGUUCCUGUGGACCCAAGUCCAGGCUCGGGAGCCCCGGUCCCUGCCCCUGACCUCUUAAUGCAGAUCAAGCAGGAGAGUGAGCUCCAGCUCCAGGAGCAGCAGGCCCUGGGCGUGGAGGCAUGGGCAGCCGGGCAGCCAGAUAUUGGGGAAGAGCCCUGGGGCCUCAGCCAGCUGGACUCCGGAGCAGGAGACAUCUCCACGGACACUACCUCUGGCGUCCAUUCCAACUUCUCAACCACCAUCCCGCCCACCUCCUGGCAGGCGGAUCUCCCUCCCCACCAUCCUUCCUCAGCAUGCUCGGACGGGACCCUGAAGCUCAACACCGCAGCCUCCACGGAAGCAGAUGUAAAAAUUGUGAUAAAAACAGAAGUCCAGGAAGAGGAGGUGGUGGCCACACCCGUGCAUCCUACUGACCUAGAGGCUCAUGGGACCCUGUUUGGACCAGGCCAAGCCACACGGUUUUUCCCUAGUCCUGUCCAGGAGGGCGCCUGGGAGAGCCAGGGCAGUUCCUUCCCCAGCCAGGACCCUGUGCUGGGGCUGCGAGAGCCUGCCCGGCCUGAGAGGGACAUGGGUGAGCUCAGCCCUGCCGUGGCCCAGGAGGAGACCCCUCCCGGGGAGUGGCUCUUCGGCGGGGUCCGGUGGGGCUGGAAUUUUCGGUGUAAACCGCCAGUGGGCCUGAACCCAAGGACUGGGCCUGAGGGGCUCCCCUACUCCUCCCCAGACAACGGCGAGGCUGUUCUGGACCCCAGCCAGGCCGCGAGGCCCUUCAACGAUCCCUGUAAAUACCCUGGCCGGACCAAAGGCUUUGGCCACAAGCCAGGGCUGAAGAAGCACCCAGCAGCGCCCUCAGGGGGCCGGCCCUUCACCUGCGCCACGUGCGGGAAGAGCUUCCAGCUGCAGGUCAGCCUGAGCGCGCACCAGCGCAGCUGCGGGCUGCCAGAUGGCGCGGGCCCCGGGACAGGGACAGGGACAGCGGGUGGCAGCGCGCGGGACAGCAGCGCCCUGCGGUGCGGGGAGUGCGGCCGCUGCUUCACACGCCCCGCGCACCUCAUCCGCCACCGCAUGCUGCACACGGGGGAGCGGCCCUUCCCCUGCACCGAGUGCGAGAAGCGCUUCACCGAGCGCUCCAAGCUCAUCGACCACUACCGAACGCACACGGGCGUGCGGCCCUUCACCUGCACCGUGUGCGGCAAGAGCUUCAUCCGCAAGGACCACCUCCGCAAGCACCAGCGCAACCACGCGGCGGGGGCCAAGGCGCCGGCCCGCGGCCAGCCGCUGCCGCCGCUGCCUGCCGGGCCCCCGGACCCGUUCAAGAGCCCGGCCUCCAAAGGACCCUUGGCCUCCACAGACCUCGUGACCGACUGGACUUGUGGUCUCAGUGUGCUGGGACCCACUGAUGGCGGGGACCUGUGAGCGCCGUAGCCCCGCAGCCACACGUGUAAAAAGCCCCGUUUGCAGACAGCAGGGUGGCCUCGGGAGCUCCCAGGCGGAAACGGAGACUGGGGAACCAAAUUUCCAAGUUGCUGAACUGAUCACUGGAAAAAGAGAAACUAUCAAACAAUGCAGCUUCCACCUCCAAACAAAGUAGAAUUCUCUGAUUGUGAAAUACAAGCACCGUAGAAUUUUAAGUAA